AUGAGUUGUUUGAAACGUAUAUUUUCUGGAAAAGAAUAAAGUCUAUUAGGAUUAGAUUUAGAAUAAACGUUGAAACAAUUGAGAUUAGAAAAUGAUUCGGAAACAUGCAAGAGAUUAAAUGAUAAUGCUCGUUAAAGUCAUCCAGGAUGGGUGGAAUUAUUAUGCAGUUUGCUUUAAUAUUAUGUGGAAAGAGAAAGAGGAAGUGCUAAUGUUAUUGACCAUUUUGAAAAUCUUUUUAAAAAUACUAAAUUGGCUUCUAGAUGA
Molecule: messenger RNA, 264 nt
Organism: Paramecium tetraurelia
Lineage: Eukaryota; Ciliophora; Oligohymenophorea; Peniculida; Parameciidae
Exons: 1
Source: RefSeq, a predicted model, not a curated record